AUGGUGUUCCCGAGAUGUACUCUGAUUCUGUUCCUACCUGUUUUGCUGAUGGCUCAAACCGAUUUCCAUGUCAAUCAUUGUGUACUCCGAUGCAAGGAUAAUCAUAUGAGAGAGAUGGACAACGAAUGGUCUCACGACUUCACACUUCCACUUUUAAAUCUACUCAAAACGACUGGCAACGAGACCGCCGCUUACAUAAAAGCCCACGCCAUUUGCACGUAUGUGUGUCUGUUUUCACUUUCGAAAUGGCUUUGUCAUAUUUCCGAAAAGAGCCUAAUGGGAUUUCGUACAGCUCAUCAAAUGAUUUGUAAUAGUUUUUACAGAAGUAAUCGUCUUUUGGAAGCUUGCGUUCGAAACUGUAACACUUCUCAAGAAGCAUCCAUUAUUCUAGCUGGAAUCCGAUCCUGGCAUGAUGCUUGUAACAACCUAGAAGGCAAGAUUUCGAAGUUUAUAGUUAGUAAUCUGAAUAUGAAGAUUCCAGAAGUCCGUGCUCAAUUCCCCUGCUGGAAAGAAAAUGGAGAGAGACUUUCAAGCGUAUGCAGAGAUCAAACUAUUCGUCUGGAGAUGGAUAUGCUGAAGUUUGCCAAGAAUCAGACUCAGGAGAAUAUUGAGACUAUUUGCAUAGAUUUUGAACACUUCUCCCAUUGCUUCAUUCAGGAGCACGGAAAGUAUUGUGGUUACCGUAGUGAAGUGAUAACCGCCAGAAUGUUUGAGAACAAUCGGGAGGCAAUGUUCAAGAUGCUGAAAAUCCGUUGGAACACUCUUCCCACAUCUUGCAAGUACACCCAACUGAGAAGAGAUACCUAUUCAAGUGACCGGUACAACGAGAACAGCGGAGUCUCGGUUGCCAUAUCCAUUGGUUUUUUGCUUCUUCCAUUUGUUCUGGUCUCUGCAAGAUACCCAAUCGAGACAUGGAGUCGACCACAAUUAGAGGAUCGGUUUCAUGGAAUUGUCGCAGAGCUACAAACGGCACAGAAGAAGAUCAAAGAUCAAGAAAAACAGAUCACAACGUAUAAGUUCAAUAGCAGAUUCAGACGAAGUAUGCUGGAGAGGAAGUCAAGAGAAGAGGAAGUUGUCGAGCGUUCUAAAUACGAUGAUGUCGUCAAGGAGAACAAAAUAUUGGACAUGAAAUUGAAGGCAGCAAAACAUCAGCUUCUUAUAUACACUGCUCCAUCCGCAAGAGCUGCGACGGCUUCUAUGAUGACUGGAAGAUCCACGUUUAGACAGCCACCUUCCACAUUCCGACAGAGACAACCAAUGACUGCUGGUACUGUUCCUAGGUCGAUUGAUAGAUCUCCUGGUAGUGUUCCAGUGAUCAGGAAAAAAUCGGAUGCUGAUAAACUACAACUGGCAACUGAUGAGAAACUCACUAUCGUUCGAUUAAACCGAACAAUGAAAAACAAGAACGAAGAAAUCGAAGAACUCAAGUACACAAUUGAGAAGUUGAGACAGGUAUUUAAAUAUUUUUUUAUACAUUGUUGUAUCUCAAUUCUUCUUCAGCGUCUUGCUAACAAUUCCAACAAUUCUGAUCCUCCAACCCGUCGAUCCAGUUCUUCAAAGUCUUCUUCUUCCAACAAUAACAACGAUGACGACGAGAAAGAUUCAGAGCUAGAAGAAAUGUCUGAAAUGUCAGAAUCUGCAAGAUCCACUCCGGUGAUGGAAGAAAAGAAGCCUAAGAAAGAAUCAAAUGGAAACAAUGUACAUUCUUCGAAUGCUCAUUCUUCCUACCAACCACCAAAAAUACCUGAUCAAAACGAAAAACAACUAUUGGAGAAGUUAAAAGUAGCAGAAAACGAUUUGGCAAUGAUUCAAGAAGAGUGUGAAUUGCUGAAAAAGGCAAACGAAAGACUAGUUCAACAAGUAUGGAGCAAGAGAAAGUUUAGAGGAGAAAAGAAGAUUGUCGAGUUGGAAGAGCAUUUAAAAGAAACGGAGAAGAGAAUUAAAGAGAGUGAACACAGGAGGAGAGAAGAUCAGAAGAAGUUUGAGGCGAUGAGAAUGCAUUAUAAGACCAAAUAUGAAAAUAUGAAGGCUGAGAAGAAGCAGAUGAGCAUGAAUUCUGCUUCUGCUGUGAAGGAAAAUGAGGAGGAUAUUGAUAGGUCUGAUUCCCCACCUCCUUUGAUCUACGAACCAGUUCGAAAGCGACAAUCUCAAAGUGACAUCAGUCGAUCGCGGAGAGCAGAUGAUGAUUUACUUCAAAAACUUUACAACGAAGUCGCAGACAUCCUACACUCUCAUGAUGUUGGAAUAGCAGAGAUGUCGGCUCUUGGAGCUGGAGAAAACAGUUUGAGUCGGUGGCAGAAAUUGUAUUCCGAACUUUAUGAAGAACUGGAAAAAGUUCGAAACAUGUUGGUAGUUCAGUAUGAUAUCAAUCAGAAACAGACUACAGAGAUCAAACUUUUGAAAGAAGAACUAGAGAGAUUGAAGACUGUUAGUGCUGAAAUUCUAACUAAAUCUAAAGAGGAGAUGGAACAGAAGCAGAAGAAGAUAUUCAUGUUGGAAGAGCAGAUUCGGGUUAUUGCUUACUCCGGACAACAGCCUGUGAAGCUUCUGUCAAACCAGAUAAACAUUCCAACUCCAAAAGUGAACACCAAUUUAUUUGUGAAGCUGAUUCAUGUUAAACCAGCGGCAUCUCUCACAUCCAAAUUUUUCUUCUCUAUGGAAUUUUUCGAUUUCCAACUGGAAACCUCCCCAAUUUUGGAUCCAAAAGAACAGAAUAUUGAGUUUACUACAGUUUAUGAUGUUUUGGUGAGCAAUCUGCUUAUUCAUUACUUACAAACGAACGGAGUCGUAAUUGAAAUGUACCGCCCGGCAAGUGACUGUUAUAAGCUACUUGCCGCUGCAACAAUCUCAUUAAUUCCAUUGUUUGAGGAUAACGUUGUUCGCAAAUUCUGUUCAGAGAUUGUUAUGAAAUCAGUAGAUUCUGGAGUAGACAUGUGCACGUUGAGAUACGAAAUCGAAGUUUCUCAACCGAUUUCAGAAAGCUUCAAGAAAUUCAAGAAAAGUGAAACUGCUAGAAACAUGAUGCCAAUAAAAUUAGAAUCCAAUGAAGAAGAUGAGAAUAAUUUUGAGCCAUUGACUAUUAUGGUAAAUAGGCUAGUUGGAUUGGAUUCUCUCGGUAAAGACGGAUCAUCUGAAUUCUGUAUCGUCUACGAAUUCCUCUCAUUCUCGCCAUACUUCACUGAUUUCUCAACAAGUCCGGAGAUCAGAUCAAAAAGAGAUUGCUUUAUUCCGAAGAACGAUAUAGCAAGAAACUUGUUUGCCAGUUCGAGCAUUUCAUUCUUCCUCAUCGAGAAUAUCCCAAAGCAGGAUGGAGUAAUCGCCACUUUGCAUUUGCCAUUACACCCACUUUGCAAACUCGGUGGAUCAAUAAAAGGAACUUUCCCGAUGCUUGACACCGAUGGGCGUCCAAGUUCCGUAUAUCUUGAUCUUUGUCUGAUAUGGAAACAUGAGAUUCCGUCGUUCUUCUUAAAACCAGAGCCAGGAAAGCUUGUGGAGAAUACACCCGUUAAAGACACUCCGAUUCUGCCGCAGCCAGUCCGACGAUCGUCAAAACAAUUUGACGUGACACCAGUGGCAGACGAUGAGCCGAUUCUUCGGGAAGAGAUUCCAGACCCUCCAGCACCUUCUGUAGCUCAAAUACUUUCGAAUAGAAAAGACUCUACAUCUUCUACAGACACUUCAUUUUCCAGCAAUUCGAAGGAUAUGUUCAGUCCGCCAGUGGCAAAGAUCACACCUCAAGUGUUCGACUAUGAGCUUCCUUCAUCUGAUCCUCCUCCAUUAGCUCCAGCUUUAGAGCAUGAGGAAGAAGAUCGAAUUGUUUUCGAAGAUGAUGAUGAAAUCGAAUCCGUGUCUGCAGUAUCGUCACAUCGAGAUUCAGAACCUCCCCUUUUCCCCGAUGAUCCUACUCCACCUCCUCCAAUGGAAGAAGUUCCAGAGAUCCAACCAGAGACCACGAAAGAAGAAAAGGAACUGACACCAAGGGCGGAAAGUCUAGAAAUACCCAAAGACAUUACUCCUCGUAUGGAAAACGUUCCUCCAUUAGUAGGCAACGAUCAAGAACCUCAAGUUCAUGAAAGUGUAGAAUCCACUCCAAUUACUCAGCGAUCAGUGGAAGAAGUAGUUGGAGAGCCUGAGCAAAAAGAGCGAGAGCCUGACGAAAUUCCAAGAAGAGAGCUAAAAACAGAAGAGUUGAAAAGUCUACUCGGAGUCCUUCCUCCGAUUGCCAAACCUAGAAAUAUUCCUGUCGGACCAUUGUCUUUAAAUGAUCCUCCAGCAGCCCCUUCACGAUCUAUUAAUCCGACUGGUAGAAUUGUUUUCGGUGAUCCCCUUCACUAUUCAUUCCCUCCUUCUGACUCCUCAUCGACAUCAUCGCCACGCCAAAAAGCACCUGUCCCUUUGCCGGAAUACGAAGGACCGAGUUUGGUGAAAGUGCGGAAACCUCUAUCACCAACGGACAAAGAUGUACUUGAGCCUGAAAUGAAAGUAUCAAUACAGCUGGAAUCAUUCGAACUACUUCCCGGUUCAAGUCUGAUUCCGUGGACUCGAGAGGAUACAAAGUGUUUUGUAGACUGGGUGUUUUUGGAUUUUCCUAAUGAGCAAUCCAAAAGUUCCGUGUUCAACUUUCCCAGAAGAUCACAGGAAAGUGUGGAACUGGAUUUCGUGAAAGAAUACACUCUGACACGAGGACAACUCUCCCUGCUUGAUCAAUGGAUUAAAAACAGCAUCAAGUUCGAGCUAACACUUGUUAAAGUCAGCCCCGGUGAUGAGGAAGAACUGGGAUUCGGGAGCAUCUUUUUGGGGUCCAACAACUCUCAAACCAAGUCUAUUGCUAUUGAAUUGUAUGAUCGAAAUACAAGUCCACAAGCAGAGCUGACCGUGACUGUGGAGUUUUCAAGAGCAUUGCUUCAGCAAUUGAAUCGAUAG
Molecule: messenger RNA, 4923 nt
Organism: Caenorhabditis briggsae
Lineage: Eukaryota; Metazoa; Nematoda; Chromadorea; Rhabditida; Rhabditidae
Gene: Cbr-mks-5
Product: Protein CBR-MKS-5
Exons: 19
Coding region: 1-4923 (1640 amino acids)
Biological process (GO): non-motile cilium assembly
Cellular component (GO): ciliary transition zone
Source: RefSeq, a predicted model, not a curated record